Labeo rohita (rohu) is the source of this 3600-nucleotide messenger RNA. It is a transcript of the gene mafba, whose product is annotated as v-maf avian musculoaponeurotic fibrosarcoma oncogene homolog Ba. The transcript has a single exon. The record is from RefSeq and is a predicted model, not a curated record. Gene Ontology annotation, cellular component: nucleus. Gene Ontology annotation, biological process: regulation of transcription by RNA polymerase II. Lineage: Eukaryota; Metazoa; Chordata; Actinopteri; Cypriniformes; Cyprinidae. The coding region runs from base 447 to 1646 and encodes 399 amino acids. Gene Ontology annotation, molecular function: RNA polymerase II cis-regulatory region sequence-specific DNA binding; DNA-binding transcription factor activity, RNA polymerase II-specific.
CAUUAUGCUAAUUCCCCCGAUCUGACUGGUCGCUAGCCUCCUCUGACGUCACGGGCGCGUAGACUAUAACAGUACAGAGGGCUCUGGCGUCCUGCUACAGUCUGAAUACUCAGGAGUGAGUGCGAGUGCGAGCUAAACUCUCUGCGGUGCAGAGCUGGAAAAACACAGCACCCAUCCACCUCAACGCUGCUUCGCUGGCUUAAGGACAUAUUUUGGAGUAUCCGGGAUCGGGACGGGAGCCCUUGUCCGGUACUCAUUUUUGCUUUUUAUUUAUGUUUUGAGUUCAAGUCCGGCGACGGGACUUGACUUUCUCCGGUCCUGUCCAAAGACUGCAGCUGUCGAGCUCUGUGCGUCCAUAUGAGGCAAAUGUCUUUCGCAGUGCAUUAGUCCAGAAAGUUUUUUUUUUCUUUGCUUUCUCCUGUUUGAACAUUUGCGAGUGACUCUGCAUGCUCCAGCGCCGGAGCGCGUCGCGUUCGGAGACCCAUCCAGAAAAUUGCAUGCGCCAAGAGGUGGAAGAGAAGCAAAAUUCGUGUUUUGCGACGCUGGUAAACACUUUGCUGAAGAACAGGGACACAAUGAGCGCCGAUCUCGCCAUGGGGCCCGAGCUGCCCACCAGUCCGCUGGCGUUGGAAUAUGUCAAUGACUUUGAUUUGAUGAAAUUUGAGGUGAAGAAAGAGGCCAUGGCGGGGCACGACCGCUCCAACAUACGGCAGUGCAAUCGCCUCCAGCCGCAGGGCUCCGUGUCCUCCACUCCGAUCAGCACCCCGUGCAGCUCCGUGCCGUCCUCGCCGAGCUUCAGCCCCACGGAACAGAAGAACCAUCUGGAGGAGCUGUACUGGCUGCCGGGCGGCGGGUACCCGCAGCAGAUCGACCCGCAGACGUUAAGCCUGACGCCCGAAGACGCGGUGGAGGCUCUGAUCGGUGCCACGGCCCACGGGCACCCUCCGCCCCCUCAUGUGCAGCAGCAGUUGCAAGCAGGAGGCUUUGAGGGAUACAGGGGCGCGCAUCACCACCACGGCCACGCGCAGCAGCAGCAGCAACAGCAGCAGCAGCACCAUCACCACCACCAAUACGGCGCGAUCCCCCAUCACCCCGACGACCUGCCAGGUCACCCCGGCGCCCACGGCCACCACCACCAUCACCACCACCACCACAGUCAGGACCCCGACAGCCCGUCUCCUACCUCGCCCGGGUCCCACCAGCAGCUCCACCACCGUCACCACCACCAUCACCACCCGCACGGCCACCCCGGCCAGCAGGGUCACCACGGCGUGGGGGCCGGCCUAAACGUGGAGGACCGCUUCUCCGACGAGCAGCUGGUGUCCAUGUCCGUACGGGAGCUCAACCGACACCUGCGGGGCUUCACCAAGGACGAGGUGAUCCGCCUGAAGCAGAAACGCCGGACCCUGAAGAACCGGGGCUACGCGCAGUCGUGCCGCUUCAAGCGAGUGCAACAGAAGCACGUGCUGGAGAACGAGAAAACCCAGCUCAUCAACCAGGUAGAGCAGCUCAAGCAAGAGAUCAACCGGCUGGCCCGAGAGAGAGACGCCUACAAACUCAAAUGCGAGAAACUGACCGGAGCGAACGGGUUCCGCGAGGCAGGAUCCACGAGCGACAACCCGUCCUCUCCAGAGUUCUUCAUGUGAGUGCGUGUGUGUGUUUCCUAUGCCUGAGAGACAUUGCGCUCAUUCAGAUAACAGCAGAUACAGUACUCGUAUUAGAAGAAUAAUCCACAAGAAAUAAUAAUCUCAUAUGUAAUCAUCGCCACCGACCUUGGCAACUAAAAUACGAAGAACAUGUUAGAAUGUUUUCUGGGAAAUGUAGAUUAGUUGCUUGUAGUACUUUUACCCCUUUCGUAGAGAUCUCACAACAAAAAGAAAAGCGAAGAACUGGCUUUUGUAUUUAGGAUAACUUCAGAUAGAACCUUCUUUCCAUCAUCUGGUUUGUUCUCGGUUGUUCAGGAAAAAGAAAAGAAAAAAAUCUUUGUGCAAAGCGGGGAGAGAAACUUUGGACUUUUUUUCCCUCUUGGCCAGAAAAGUUGAGAGCACCACAAUAUGCAAAACCUCCCUUACUUCUCCUGUAUAACCCGCCUGAGUGAGGCGACAGGGGGAACUUUAUGCAACAUCUCAUUGGUUUAUUGCCUGCUUGGUUAUAUAUAGAUAUAUAUUAAAAAGAAAAGGAAAAAAACGACAAAAACAAACACAUAAAUCUGCAUUAAGAUAUUAAUCCUGCAUGCUGGACAUGUAUGGUAAUAAUUUCUAUUUUAUACACUCUCUCUUUCUUUCUUUCUUUCUUUCUCUUUCUUUCUUUCUUUCUUUCUGUUCAUUAUGUAUCAUAAAGAGCAUGUUUUUGAUCUUUAGCUCUUUUUUGGGGAUAUGAGACUGGCUCUCCGGUCGCUCAUUGUAUGGGUUCAUUUGGACUUGUAAAUAUAUGCAACAGCAAACCUACAAACCGACGUCGAAGAGCUGAUUGUUUUCCAACUUUUUUGAUUUGUUUUCAUGUUUGGGGAAUGGAUUUCCAGUGACGGGCAUUUUGCAGUUGCAUUUAAAGCAAGCAAACUUUGUAAAAGAAGCGCACUUUUGGGGUAAUGAUUUUUGGUAUUGGCAGUUUUCAUUUCGACUUUUUGAUUGUUUCUUUGUUUUAGCAGAAACCGCCUUUAAGGAAGACAUACCGCACACGCACAUUUAGUCAUAAGUGAAUUUAAAGCACGCCUUUCUUUUGAACUGGUGCUCAUAGUCUCACGUCUAGUUGUAGCAAGACACAAGAGAGUGUGUGUGUGUGUGUGUCUGUUUUUUUUUUUUCCUCUCUCCUUUUUUCAUGCAGGCUGUUGCAUAAUCUAUUGCUAUUCUAUAAUAUAAGAGCAAUACUUGUAGGUCGUAUCUUUUUUGAUGGGUAGGAUUUCAACGAAUGGGCACACUUUCAUCGACAUUUUUUUGAGCUAUAUGAGCUGCCAGUUUUAUAAACCAACAUUUCAAAAUGUAGUUAUUAUAAUCCAGCUCGAGGGUGUAGGCUUCCUAAAUCAGGGGUUUGUGUAUUAUUGCCUAACAUGAAAACUACGCAUGUAUUUCAAUGGAGAGUUUCAAUGAUCAAUGUUAAAUGUUUUCCUUUAUUUUUUUUUCUGCCGGUCAGUAAAAAAUAAGGGAUUCAGGUUCUGCAUAAUCUCAAAAUGAAAAUUAUAUGUCUCAUGUUAUUGUUCUGUUUUUUGUUUGUUUUAUUAUUAUGUCGAGAUUCUGGUUCUGCUGGCCAGAUGCAUAGUUUUUAUUUUAAUGAUUAAAUUAACAAACUGUCAGAUCAUAUUGAAUAAGCAUGGUGCUUGCAUCUAAGAAAUAUUGUUAAAAAGUCAUGCAUUUAACAAUCUUUUUGGUUUAUUAAUGAUUCAACUGUGUUGAAAUCAAAUGUAAACUGCAGCAGCGGGUUGUUGUUUUGUUUGUUAAUUUCAUGUAUUAUGAGGGGAUCAAUUUUCAAAUCUGUUUAUAUAAAUGGAAAAAAAUGAAUAGAGUUCAAUUCGGACUGUUCCAUUCAGGCUGGUUUCUGUUUCGUUUUUGCUGUUUUUGGAAGAAAUGGUUUCCUAUUUUGCUUAUUAAAGUCAGUGAAAUGGCA